AUGACUCGCGACGACCGCGAGUUUUCCAUCGUCGUCUUCGGCGCCACGGGCGACGCGGGCCGCGCGGUGUGCCGGUACCUUGCCACCAAGCAGGGCGCGCGCCCUGUCAAGUGGGCGGUCGCCGGCCGGAGCAAGGCCAAGCUCGAGACACUCGUCAGCUCCCUCGGCGGCUCCUCGGCGCCGUCCGUGCUGCUCGCCGACGCGUGCGACGCCUCGUCGCUGCUGCGCAUCGCGGAGCGUGCGACGCUCGUGUUCAGCGCCGUCGGCCCGUACUCCCGCCUCGGCGAGCCGAUGGUCAAGGCGUGCCUCGUCGCGCGAACGCACUGGGCCGACAUCACGGGCGAGGUGUUCUGGGUGGGCGAGAUGGAGGCCAAGCACGGCGAGGCCGCCGCGGCGGCGGGCGUGACGCUCACCUCUCUCUGCGGCUACGACUCGGUCCCGUGCGAGCUCUCCCUCCAUGUCGCGCGCAAGGCGCUCAAGCUCGGCGCGAGGCACUCUGAGCUGCUCGACGCCGAGGCCGUGACACAGCUCAACUCCGACCUGUGA
This is a messenger RNA of Emiliania huxleyi CCMP1516, 546 nucleotides long. Its product is annotated as Saccharopine dehydrogenase. Bases 1 to 546 code for a protein of 181 amino acids. The transcript is spliced from 2 exons. Gene Ontology annotation, biological process: glycolipid biosynthetic process. The record is from RefSeq and is a predicted model, not a curated record. NCBI's taxonomy places the organism in Eukaryota, Haptophyta, Isochrysidales, Noelaerhabdaceae. Gene Ontology annotation, cellular component: lipid droplet; plasma membrane; mitochondrion.